Molecule: messenger RNA, 7070 nt
Organism: Ctenopharyngodon idella (grass carp)
Lineage: Eukaryota; Metazoa; Chordata; Actinopteri; Cypriniformes; Xenocyprididae
Gene: taok1b
Product: TAO kinase 1b
Exons: 20
Coding region: 1133-4192 (1019 amino acids)
Biological process (GO): execution phase of apoptosis; protein phosphorylation
Molecular function (GO): ATP binding; protein kinase activity
Source: RefSeq, a predicted model, not a curated record
AUGAAGUUGGCUAACAUUCAACGAACUGCUCAGCUAAUAUGUGGCUAAUAUGGCUAAGUUGGGUUUCGUCUGCAACUUUUCGCGGUGUUUAAUACUGUGAAACAGCCAAACUGAAACUGUCCUCUUUAAACGAGUCCUCUCUCUCGAAUAGCCGGUGGCACUAAUGUGAGAGUUUUGCUGCUGGUUAGGUAAUUGCAGCUUUAUUUGUGCCAGCAUGUAGGGUUAACAAACUUGGUUUAUGGUGAUUUAUUUGGGUGAAAAUACUUUGGCAUUCAUAAAACUGAGAGUCGAAUGGACGUUUUAGUUAGUGUUUAGCUAACUAGCCAAAUGUUUAAACUUGGCAAACUUGUGCCCUGCUUUGAAGGAUUAAGGAUUAAACCAAGAGAUGAGGGAAAAGGUGAUGACUUGUACUUUUUUUUUUUUUUUUUUUUUUGAACUAGCAUUAGGUUUUUUACUUCAUUUGUCUGUAGUAAUAUCAGCUAACCACAUUGUUUAUACGACAAUGUCCAGUGUCGCAUAUUAUUGCAAUGACACUCCCUCCCAUUUUCACUGCACCGUUUCCAACAGCAGGCUUUUGAUAACUAAAUAAAACAAGCCUUUUAGGGCCUUGUAGUAUAUUGUGCUUCACUGCUUCCUCAUUAUAUAAAUUAUUCAGACCUCUGUUAUGACAAGUAAUCAGUUGAUUAAAGUGCUGGUUUAUCGAGCUGGGUAUUCCCUUGUUGUGAGCUGCAUUCAGUGACGCGCGCCGCAUUCCUCAUCUCACAGUGUUGACAUUGCGUAACGCACACUGGACUGGCCAGCAGCCCGUGUACUCUUCUCUAUACCUAUUUAAAGCAUCAUUCAUGAUAGUCACCUGGCCUAGAGACAAUACAGUUCACAUAUCAGCGUAGUUAUUGCUAUUUAAUAGAUCACUUUCAAACAACAUCGUCUCAGCGCUGAAAGAAGCUCAGCCUGAAUAUUGAUCGCCUAUUGAGUCUGCGCUGCUCUUCCCGUUCUUUGUCAAUGUGGAUCUAUCGGUCUCUAUGCGUACACUGCCUCCCUCUGGCAGAUGAGUAACCAGCGGGGCCUGACGCGUCGCAGUCGCACGGCCAGAUAGUCCCCUGCGAGCGCGGCGCGUCCCCCGGCUCGCAGCAUGCCCUCCACCAGCCGGGCAGGGAGCCUGAAGGACCCCGAGAUCGCAGAUCUCUUCUUCAAGGAGGACCCCGAGAAGCUCUUCACAGACCUCCGUGAGAUCGGUCAUGGCAGCUUUGGCGCGGUCUAUUUUGCACGGGAUGCGCGGACUGCAGAGGUGGUGGCCAUCAAGAAGAUGUCCUACAGUGGGAAACAGUCUAAUGAGAAAUGGCAGGAUAUCAUUAAGGAAGUCAAGUUCCUCCAGAGAAUACAACAUCCAAACAGCAUAGAGUAUAAAGGAUGCUACUUGCGGGAACACACAGCAUGGCUGGUCAUGGAGUACUGUUUGGGCUCAGCCUCUGACCUCCUUGAAGUUCACAAGAAGCCCCUUCAGGAAAUUGAGAUUGCAGCAAUUACACAUGGUGCUUUGCAGGGCCUUGCAUACCUUCAUUCCCAUAAUAUGAUUCACAGGGAUAUCAAAGCUGGGAACAUCCUGCUGACCGAGCCUGGACAAGUCAAACUGGCAGAUUUUGGUUCUGCCUCCAUCGCCUCUCCAGCCAACUCUUUUGUGGGGACACCAUAUUGGAUGGCCCCUGAAGUGAUUUUAGCCAUGGACGAGGGACAGUAUGAUGGAAAGGUUGACAUCUGGUCUCUUGGGAUCACCUGCAUAGAACUAGCGGAAAGGAAGCCUCCUCUGUUUAACAUGAAUGCGAUGAGUGCCUUAUAUCAUAUAGCACAGAAUGAGAGUCCCACACUGCAGUCAAGUGAAUGGACGGAUUAUUUUAGAAAUUUUGUUGACUCUUGCCUUCAGAAAAUCCCCCAAGACAGACCACACUCUGAGGAUCUGUUGCAGCAUGCAUUCGUCCUGCGAGAGAGGCCAGAAUCUGUUCUGAUGGACUUAAUUUUGCGGACAAAAGAUGCAGUCCGAGAGCUGGACAACCUGCAGUAUCGCAAGAUGAAGAAGAUCCUAUUUCAAGAGGCCCACAAUGGGCCGACCACUGAGACCCAGGAGGGAGAUGAGGAGCCGGAGCACAAUGCUGGUCGCACGGGCACAGUGAGCAGUGUGGGCAGUAAUCAGUCCAUUCCCAGCAUGUCGAUCAGUGCGAGCUCUCAGAGCAGCUCAGUGAACAGCCUUCCUGAUGCUGCUGACGACAAAAGUGAACUUGAUCUGGAGAAAGACCACACUGUUAUGUCUAACAGUUCGGUCAUACACCUGAAGCCUGAAGAAGAGGAAGUUUACCAUGGGGAUCCUGAAACGCAUCCUCGUCCCUCAGAAGCCCAGGCAGCACCUGCACAGCCCCCGCAACGCAAACACCAUCGCAACCGUGAGCACUUUGCCACCAUCCGCACAGCCUCGCUGGUCACACGACAGAUGCAGGAACACGAGCAGGACUCUGAGCUGAGGGAGCAGAUGUCCGGUUACAAGCGCAUGAGACGGCAGCACCAGAAGCACCUUAUGGCCCUGGAGAACAAACUGAAAGCAGAGAUGGACGAACACAGGCUGAGACUGGACAAAGAGCUGGAGGCCCAGAGGAACAGCUUUGCCACUGAGAUGGAGAGACUUGUGAAGAAAAACCAAGCAGCCAUUGAGAAAGAUGCCAAGUCAUUUGCCAAUGAUGAGAAGAAAUUCCAACAGCACAUUCAAGCCCAGCAGAAGAAAGAGCUUAGUAGCUUCCUGGAGUCACAGAAACGAGAGUACAAGCUACGCAAGGAGCAACUGAAAGAGGAGCUAAAUGAGAACCAGUCCACCCCUAAGAAGGAGAAGCAGGAGUGGCUGUCGAAGCAGAAGGAGAACUUUCAGCACUACCAGGCAGAGGAGGAAGCCAACCUGCUCCGCCGACAGCGCCAGUACCUGGAGCUGGAAUGUCGGCGCUUUAAACGCCGAAUCCUCAUUGCAAAACACAAUGUAGAGCAAGACCUCGUGCGGGAGGAACUUAAUAAGCGCCAAACGCAGAAAGAUCUGGAACAUGCCAUGCUGCUCCGCCAACAUGAGUCCAUGCAGGAGCUGGAGGUGAGGCAGCUGGGCACCAUCCAGAAGAUGCGUACGGAGCUGAUCCGCUUACAGCAUCAGACUGAGCUCACCAACCAGCUAGAAUACAACAAACGCAGAGAGCGAGAGCUGCGCCGCAAACAUGUCAUGGAGGUCCGGCAACAGCCCAAAAGCCUUAAGUCUAAAGAGCUGCAGAUCAAGAAGCAGUUCCAGGACACGUGUAAGAUCCAGACACGGCAGUAUAAGGCCCUGCGCAACCACCUCCUGGAAACCACGCCCAAGUCUGACCACAAGGCUGUGCUGAAGAGGCUGAAGGAGGAGCAGACACGGAAAUUAGCCAUCCUUGCUGAGCAGUACGAUCAUUCCAUCAAUGACAUGCUUUCCACACAAGCUCUGCGAUUGGACGAGGCACAGGAGGCUGAAUGUCAGGUGCUAAGGAUGCAGCUGCAGCAGGAGCUGGAGUUGCUAAAUGCCUAUCAGAGCAAGAUCAAAAUGCAGACGGACGCACAGCACGAUCGUGAGAGGAAAGAGCUGGAGCAGAGGGUUUCGCUGAGGAGGGCUCUUCUUGAACAGAAGAUUGAAGAGGAGAUGGUUACCCUGCAGAAUGAGCGAUCAGAACGAAUUCGCAGUCUGUUAGAGAAGCAGGCCCGGGAGAUCGAGGCGUUUGACUCUGAAAGCAUGCGUCUGGGCUUCAGCAACAUGGUGCUCUCCAGCCUGGCUCCGUCCGACGGCCACAGCCACAGCUUUCCAGGGGCCCAGAGUAGCUGGGGUUCCCAGCAUGGUGCAGGCUCUCAGGGGUCACACUGGGGAGGGCAACAUAGUGGCAGCCAGCACGGCCACCACCACCACCCAAGCCACAGUGGCUCUAUCCAGCAGCCCUGGGGUCACGGCCUGUCUUCAGGGGGACCGCCCCCCUGGGGGCACCACGGGUCUGGAGGCAGUCAGCGCUCAAGUGGGGGAAGCAGUGGGCUACGGAACAGUCCCCAGGCAGUACGGCGGGCCACCACAGGGGGCCGCAGUGAGCAGGGGAUGAGCAGGAGUGCCAGCAUCGCCUCUCAGAUUUCCAAUGGCUCGCACCUGUCCUACACGUAAGAUCCCCCGCUGCUCACCCACAACACUUGUCUUGGCCCAAAAUGCCAUAGGGGAAGGGAUAAAGGGGCACCAUGGUCUUUUUUUUUUUUUUUUUUUUUUUUUUUUUUUUUAACAUCCAUUCCUUUAUUUCUAGUCCUCAAAAUAUAUAUUUUAUACACAUGGCAAGCACAAAAUGCAUUCACUGUAGUUCCAGUUACAGAAUGUCAGCCAGAAAGGGCACUUAAAUGUUCUGGCAAGUUUAAUCAGCUAGAAUCCAGAAUGACAAAGUCAUUUUUGCAGUGAUGCGAUGUGCAUUUUAGAGCAAGUUAGAUUUGAAAUGAGAAUGUUAGUGAUGGUAAGAAUGAAUAAAUGAAUGCUGUGUAUUGUAUGAAAGUCUUUAUGCAGUGGGUUUUUAUCAUGGUCAGGUUGUUUUGGCUGGAUUCGUUGCAAAGAGUGGGAGUUGAAUGCAUAUGAAUCCAUGUUUCUAAAGAAGUUAUAGGAAAACAAUUGCAAAUAUAUAUAUGGUUUAAAGGUUGGAUAGCAGAAUGUGAAAGAAUCAAGCUUUACAGUGCACUUGAUUUUGUCUAGCGUAGUCUUUUAUAAAGCACUAAUGUUUUAAUGUGUUAAUAAACAGUAUGCUCUUUUUGUGCCAGAACAAAUUUUAACUAUGAAAAGAUACUGUGAAAUGCUAGGAGUAUUAUUUUGAUUAUUGAAUUAUCGUGAUUUUUUUUUUUUUUUUUUUUUUUACCAUCACACUUUUGCCAUGCAUUGCCAACCCUUCACUAAAAACAGUGUGGAGAGCAGGAUGCCAUUUUGCUUUUUGAAAACAAAGCGUAAAACUCUGAUAGCAAGUGUAUGAAAAGAUUUGUUCCAUUUCUAUAUGCCAAAAGGACAUAGGUGGUUAUAAGGUAGGUGUGCAAAAUGACUAUAUUAAUGUGAAGGUACUUUAAGGGUCUUGAAAAGUGGGGGUGUCUUGGACUGAAUAUGUGACACUGAAUAAUGACACCUUAAACAGGUUUUGUUAUGUGAAUGUACAUGAGCGUUAAAGCAUGUUGGCACGGUACAACUCCACUCCUGCAUAACAGUAUGGCAAAAGCUGUUGUUGCAUAUUAACGUUCGUUUUAGUCUUUUGAUUUAGUGAUGCCAAAGGUAACAAUCACAACUAUGCAAAAGGAGAAUAGCCUGUCACAUUCACACCUUCUUUCACUGAGCUUAACAUCACAGAAAAGCACUUUACCAUCCCUUUCUAUUCUUAGUUGAUCACUACAAUCAUAUACGAGCAGAUCUCCUGGACCUCGGGUGCCCCCUCCUCCCCUUUCUUAGGCUGGGUUUAACAAGAGCGUGUUGUGUGGAUUUUAGGGUGGGGAGGUCUAGGUUGGGUAGGCUUGAGACCGCUGAAUGUUUUUGCUGGGCGGGUGGGUGCCGCUGCUGUCGUCCCUGCAAUGCCUUGGUUUCUUCCACACCCACCCCAGAGCUCCAGUGACUGCUGCCCACCCUCCAACCGAACACUUGUCACAGCAUGUAGAAAAAAAAGUGAUUAAAAAUGCAAUGGAAAACAAGGUUAGAUAUCAUAUAAAACAUUAUGGUGGAAGGGUAUACAGCCAGAAGACAGCUUUAAGUGAGAUGUAUAGGAAAACAUUUGUGUAUAUUGUAUAUUUAGAAUUUUGAAUACAUGAAUAAAUUGAAAUCAAGAGAGAGACCCAAGUUAAAACUAGACUAAAAUUUAAUUGCCUGAAUGUGAAGAUAAAAUAAAAAAUAACUUGGUUUCUAAUAUUGAUUAUUUAAAAAGAGGAAAAAAUUAUAUAUAUAUACACAGCAUAUUCUCAGAGGUGUCAAGCGAAGCCAAAAAAGAUUUUAUUUUCCCCGCAAUUAGAUUCACACAGAGGAUAUCACUCUUUAUAUGGAUUUUUCCAUCAUCCUUUCUUUGCUUCUUGCUCUCCUUGCUUUCAAAGGUAUCAAUUACCAUAUUCACUCGUGCCAGUACUCAUGUUCUGUUAUCUGUGAACCAGCAGUGAACUUUAAUCUUCUGAAACAUAAAUGCCAUUGGUUUUCUUUUGUUUCGGGCAAAAAAAAAAAAAAGAGAAACAUUUUCAACUGCCAUCAUGCCUAUUACAGAAGAGCUUCAAAAACAUUUUUCCAAGAAAAGAAAGUGCUGUCUACAAUAUCUAUCAAUUCUAAACACUAUUUUGGCACACUUCUGGUAUAUGCAUGGGAUUGCAGAUUUCAUGAAGUUGCCUUUCUCAGUCUAACUAAAGCAAUUGAGCCAAUGCAUCGCCAAUUCUAAAGAUUUGGGCCAAAUGUAACAAAUUAACAUGAGAAUAUAUAUAACAUGCCAAUUAUCUAAUAACAUUCAGUACUCUAAUGGAAUCACUGGACCAGAGGAACAGCCAUAGACUCAAAAUGUGAUCUUUUUGACAUUGAGUUUACUCUUGCAAACAGGGUCAUGCAGUAUUUUCCAAAGGAGAGCGGUGUGCCCUGUCGUAUGAGAGUAGAUUUCUUUGGAAGCUCCUUGUUUUAAUGAGCCUUUGAAUAAGUGUGAAAACAACAAGAUAAAUAAUAUUCAAAGAAGGUGGUACAUCUCUGUACAGUGUGUUUACCAGUAUUUCAAUCAUUUUCUUUCGAUGGUCAUUGUCUCAUUUUUCCUGCUUCAACAUUACCAUAGCAAUCCAUAUAUAACCUGUAUUAAAAUGUAUAGAUUGUGAAAAACUGAAUGUUGGAGAGAUUACAAAAGUUGUUAUGGCUAUUCAUAACAAAAACACUUACAAUAAGUGAAUUAAAAAAAUAUAAAAAUUAUGAACACUUAAGGGGACAAAUGUAAUGUUUUGUUUGUAAUUACUCCUUUUGUUGGCAGGGGGUUACUGGACAAAUAAAUCAACUGUAAUAAAGUAAUUUUAGUAUA